AUGGUUGACGCUACUACCAAAAAGGAAGAGAUACAUCAUGCCGACGAAUGGAAUGAUUUCAUUAUCGAUGUAAAACGUUCUCCGACUAGAACACAGAAACUCUUCCUCCAAUACUUAAUUCAAUCUGUCUCUUUGCUUGAUUGCGACAAUGAAACUAGUCUUACGAAGCUCACAACCGAAUCACUGAACGAGCAAUGGCGAAAGGAUAUAGAGAAAUUGUCAAAAGAACCCCGGGAUAAGGCGCUUCUCCAACUUGAUAUACUCCGCAAGGUGUUUCAACUAGCUGAGGGGGCGCAGAAGACGCAACCUGAACUAGAUAUUUGUACAAAGUCCAAAAAUCUUGAAAUACUUGGGCAGACGCUCCAAGUACAUGCUGCCCCGCGCGAACUCAACCUAGAGGCGACACUGCGCUUCCUCACUCAUUGCGAAGCGUUCCGAGAUGAGAAUCUGACUUCAACCAUACUCGAAAGGCGAUUUAACCUCAUACGCAGCUACAUCCCGAUCUACGUGGGCCGUGAUUUACGGUAUAGAUGUGGCGAUUUUAUUAAGCUUCAGAGAUAUACACUCCAACAGUAUGGGUUCUGCCCGUCUAUAACCGACCUCUGUCUACACCUGGGUCAGUUGCAGCCAACUGAUAUCAAAUUGGAGGCCGCCGGUCUAUUUGAAUUAUACCUUUUUAUACGUACGAGCAGGCGGUUGACGGCUGGAUUGGCAAAAGGCCACAGAGUACCUAGGUAUACCAAUGAAGGAUGUUGGAAUAUCUAAUGGCUGAAUAUUAAGCGGCUGGUAAAUUCGCCCCACAUCUGUGGCAUAUAUAUAACUUCUACACGCUUGAUCAUUUCCUAGAUAACUUAACCUUCUAAUAUAACAGAGAACAAACAAGCGUUAGAAAAUGUUUAAGGCUUGACAGUAGAGACCCACCUCUAAGGCGAGCAUAGUAACACCUUUUACACUCGUUCCACGAACGGAAUAUUUACUGAAACCACACGUAUCGGAAAAUAGUCGACACUUUAGGUAAAUCUACAUAUGCAUUAGGUAGGCCGCGUAUGUGGGUGGGUAGAACUUAGCCCGAGAGGUUACUAAAAGGCACAUGAGCACUCUGCUAAUAAUGGACUUCGGUAGGGUUCCAUUCUUCGUCUGAACUUGGAUGCUCAGACAUACAUCAAAUAGGGAUAGAGGCAAUGAUAUAUGGUACUAUGCAAUAGCACUCAUUACUUUCCAUUGCUUUUGUUUAGAAUUGAAUAAUUGGCUCAAAUUUAUUAUUUAUUAUAAAAUACUUG
Molecule: messenger RNA, 1280 nt
Organism: Hypoxylon trugodes
Lineage: Eukaryota; Fungi; Ascomycota; Sordariomycetes; Xylariales; Hypoxylaceae
Exons: 3
Coding region: 1-765 (254 amino acids)
Source: RefSeq, a predicted model, not a curated record